Messenger RNA from Alternaria postmessia, 2952 nucleotides. RefSeq lists its product as uncharacterized. The coding region runs from base 1 to 2952 and encodes 983 amino acids. The record is from RefSeq and is a predicted model, not a curated record. The transcript is spliced from 7 exons. Lineage: Eukaryota; Fungi; Ascomycota; Dothideomycetes; Pleosporales; Pleosporaceae.
AUGGCAGCCACACCCACAGCUGCGGAAAGCUCCAGCGAAGCUCUCCAGCAGAAGCUCCAAGAGCUUGGAUACCUUAACCCACCAAAGAUUGCAGGCGAAGACUGCGAGUAUAUAGUCAACAGUCAUGUUCCGAACAAAAAGCCUUUUCGAGGAUAUUGGCUAGAAGCUGCUGAACACGAAGAGACAGCUCGCUUCGUGGAACUGUUUAGUAUCCAUGAAGAUAAGCUACCAAAUGAAGAGGCUCUGGUGACUGUGAAUACUAAAGAAGGGGACGUCGACUUGAAUUUCAGUAACAUCAUUGCGAUUGCGGGCGACUUUUACACGAACAAGGAAGGCUACGAGGCGUACUUUCCCAUCUCAAACGUUCACGGCUUUGGAACCCUCAUACAUCCGGAAUCGUCCAAAGAGCCUCUUGCCCGCUUCGAGUCGGCGGUCCAGAGCAUGUUACGAGACACGGACGGUUACUUGAAGGGAGUCAGAGAGCUCAUUACUUCCGAGCACAAUGCGCUCAAUGCCGCCACGAAAGAUGGAGACAACACAGCCACAGCAUAUCAUGAGCACAUGUCCUACAGCCACGACCACGGACAUUGCCAUAUCCCAACCGACGAUGAAUAUACGAAAAUGACACAGACAGGCUUCACCAGAGCUUCAUCGGUGUAUGCCUGGAUCGCUUACACAAACAUCGACCACUUUGGUGAUUACGCGGUCAUGGCGUACUGUGUCGGUCAUACUAGCGCCCUCCAGAUAGCUCGAAAGGCACGCGACGAGCCUUCAGAUGAGGCAAAGAUGAAGAUGCUUCGCACGGCUUACGUCCACGAGGCUUUCGCAGCCCAUUUCCUUACGGACCUGUUCAGCUCAGGGCAUCUCCGGGCUCCUCGGCGGGCCUUCCACAACCCGAAUUAUGUGUCUAUGGGGUGGCACGCUGCACGAGACCAUGCAGUCUGGGACUUUCAAUGUCGAUACAUGCACGACGAUGACAGCGCUACCGGCCUCUUGGUUCGCAAUGAGCUCGGAGACCAGUGGAUCGAAUAUGGUGACAAACAAUUCAUGGAGCCACAAGCCUCGGUGAACCGCGCUCGAUGCAUGUAUUGCUUGAAGGAGUCAACCGCCGAGGUGUUCCGUGUCGGAUAUAAAGGCGACAGGCAGAUCGAGAAUUGGGAAAAGAACAAGAGCUGGUUCAAGGCCAUGCAACUCAUGCCCCAGCCAAUGACCGCUAUCGAACCCCAGGACUGGAAGAACAGCGGAUGGAGCGGAUACGACAAGCACAAUCCCGCUCCGCUGUGGAUGGCUUUGCAUGACAACGUCACGGAAAGCCAAUGCACGGUUCGUAAGGACCUGAGCGACCAUUCUAACUACGGCGCUCGAAAAACUCAAUCGCCAGGCGAUGUCGACUAUGGCAACACCAUAAAGGCUGCUGACUUCGUGGUGAAUGGCCAAUUUCCGAUGCAGAUCUCGAUUGACGGGUUGCUAUCCGGCGGUUUCAUGCAGAUCCAAGAUCUCGACGGCAGCGCCAGUGAGGGCUGCUGCAUCAACUUUUGGACCCCUGCUGAAGUCAAGUUUGCGGACAAGACCCAAUCGACAUUCACCAUUCGCAACAGGCUCAUUGAUCAGGACAUCGCGCCAAGCAGAGAGGUCCUGCAUUGGAUGCGAUCCGGCGGGAGGACUGGCAUCAUCGGAUUCACCUACGCAGCGAUGGCCGAUGGGAGCGGGAAUAUCGAGAUGACGCAGACGGAAUAUUCAUCGGAACCAGGUCCCAAUGGGUUCUCCGAUGGCACCUGUGCUACCUUCUCACCAAAGCAUUCCUGGGCGGUGCGUGCUUCAAUGACCAGACACGCGACCAUCCUAAGCAGCGUCCCAGCGAACUUUAUGCUCAACCUGACUCGCUUUGUUACCGGAAAUUUCAUCGCCGGGGGAGAGAUCGUCGCCGUCUCGCAGUCCGAGAAUCAAGUACUGGUUGGAGUACUGGGCGACAGCUUGGUGCAAAGGACGUUGUCUCUACCCAAGGCACCCUACGGCUUUGUCAAGCCGUUUCAAGGUGCCGGUGCCUCCAGACAGAGUAUCUUGCUGGCGCGCGCCGGGCCUAAGGAGGACAGUGAGUGGGUGAAUCUAGCGAAGAUCGACUUUGACGAUGCCGGCAACGCCAACCUCGUAACUGCGGACUUCGACCUUGAGCUCGAAGCGGAACAGGACGCAUCGGUGCUCGUGGGCGACGUGAUGGGCUGGGGCCACGAUCAAGCCGUGGUCGUGAAGCCCACACCCGACGACAGGACCACCGUAGCCAUCUACGGCCAGCAGAGUGGAAGCCCUGACAUCGUGUGCGUGGGACUGCACCAAUGCGACCCGACUGUAAGCAGCGAACUUGUAGGCCCUCUGCUCACCGCGCUCGUGCCGUCUCUUCCCUCCUCACCCAAGCCGGUGGGCCAAGACCUGCUCCAGAUUUCGCGCCGUAAGAACGGAAAGCAGCAGUUCAUCGCCUUCCAUACGCAUGUAGCCAGCGGAGACCAAAAUGACCCUCUCUGCAACUGCGCCGUAUCUGAGGUCGAUGACGCACUCGCGUCGCGCAGCCCGGAGCACUUUUUCAGCAUCAAAUGGAUGCCAGUACGAGUGCUUGAGCAAGCGCGUGCGGUGCUCGAGGUCUUCAGCUGGUACGGCGUGCUGGGAGUGCGUGUGUUCGCUUGCUCUCACACUGAAGACGGAAGCGUUGGCGAGUGGACAUUGCACGGCCAGUUUCCGCAUCUGGGCCAGACAUCCAUAGGCGCUGGGCUGGGGUGCUAUGGUGAUUGGGGGCAUGGAUUUGUGACCUGGGCGGAGGAGAAUGAGUGGACCGACGCCAACACGUUCAGGCCAGUGGAAAAAGACGACUUGAAAUCAGGAUGGUGGGGAAUGGUGUGGGAAGAUUGUGAUAGACAAAGUGUACGCGGGUGGGAUGUAGAGAGGCGGCCGCUGCGGUAG